AUGAAUCAGCCACCUACCUUCCCUGUCUCGACACCGCUAGAAUACUCACUCUUCUCGCCCUCCAAAGCUGCAGAACAGCAACGUUUGGCCAAAGAUUGGAACUACGUUCAUCAGUUCUUGCGGCAGAAGUACCCUUCUCCGCAAAAGGUGCCGAGGUUUGAGGAGAAUGAGGAAACGUUAAAAGCACUUUUGGCGUUGGCUGCGUGGAACGAGAGGGGGGACGAGGCAUGGGGUCAGUUGUGUGGGAUUGAGGAGAUGGGGGUUAGAGAGUUGGAAGAGAUGGAAGAGAGAACUCACAAUACGACAAACACUCUCAACAACACACUCACAACAUCCCUCCAGUCCUCCCUCUCCGCGAAUGGAAUCACAGACCUCACAGCCCAAGCAACAACAGCAGUAACCCUCAACACCACCACGACUUCUGCAACUACCCUAGCAACCACCCUCCUCACCCUCUCAACAACCCUCUCUUCCCUCAACAACCAACUCAGCGCUACCCAAACCCUCAAAGCAAAUCUUCUAACCCAUCAGUCUUCCUUACAAACCGAACAUCAAACCCUGACAUCUCAAGCCUUCCAAACCGAAUCCAAUCUCCCCAAAAGAACGGCAGAAGUUUCCCGACAGACCAAAGUCCUCAAGGCAAAGGUUGCCGAAUACGAUGAGAGGCUGAGAAAUGCAUCUGACGGUGGUGCAGAGAUACCGGAAGUUUUGCUGGCCGAGGUGGAAGCUUCGAAGACGGGGUUGGGGAUGUUGAUGAAGAGGUUAAGCGAUGUGGAGAGUAGGAUAGAGGUGUUUGAGGGUGUGCCGCCAGAGGCAAAGGAGGUUAGGAGGGUGAUGCAGGAUUUGAGGGCAGAGUUGGAGGGGUGGGUUAUGAAGAGGGAUGGGAUGUUUGAGGGACUGGUGGGUUGUGCGAGACGAUAG
This is a messenger RNA of Aureobasidium uvarum, 921 nucleotides long. NCBI's taxonomy places the organism in Eukaryota, Fungi, Ascomycota, Dothideomycetes, Dothideales, Saccotheciaceae. The record is from the annotation of a GenBank genome assembly.